AUGGUGCGUAUGAAACCAGUACCAGAACCUCUGUUUCCAAAGGGGCGAAUAACUAUGAGGGAGACAAGACGUGAAGUUAUCCAUGAGGUUUCUGUGGAUGAUGAUCAGCGCUUCCAGUACAGCCGGGGAUAUGUUGAGCCUACAAGACCUCAGUAUUCGGUGGAGUAUCCCCAAUCACCCCCUAGACGGGAUAAUGACACAGACCGAAACGAUCGUCACCCGGAUUUUUCCCAAUUUUACGAUGGUCCGAAUGAGUACAUGACUGAAGAGUACGAGCCAACAUAUGCGAGAGAGCUAGAAAAUCGAAGAGAAUAUAGUCGAAGGCCAAUGGAAGGAUUUUCGCGAAACAUUGAUGGCACUAGCGAAUAUAUGACAGAGCGAAGCUAUGCAAAGCCUACGGGUAACCGCAGAAAUUUGAAGCGAAAGGAGAAACGUGUACCAUUGCAAAGACGUCAGAUCAACGAGUAUAUGACUGAUCCUCGUGAAAUUUCUAUGGAAAUCGCUCGUGAUUCUUCAUUUCCAUCGGAACAAAUUAUUCGCGAAAUGCAGGAACAAGAAGAGGACCUUCCGACAUUGUAUACGAGGCGUGUGGAUACGUCUGAUCAAAGGAUGAUGGAUCGUAGCGAGUCAGUCCGAGAUGGAACUAAAAGGAAAAUGAUCUAUCGUAAUCAUGAAAUGCCGGAGGCGCGAAACAACUAUCGUGAAUCAGGUUGGAAUGAUGCAGGCAGUUUUGUGGCUGGACCUUCGAGACUCUCAGGUGGUACCCCAAGAUUCGGGAUCAAAUCAUUUGCUAGAAGACCAACGGGGCGCCGUCAUCGACCAGGAGUUAAAGCGUUAAAAGAAAUUCGUCGACUUCAAAAGACAACUUGUAACUUGAUACCAAAGUUGCCUUUUCAACGCGUCGUUCGUGAGGUUGUGACGGAGUUGUAUCCUGAUUGCGAGUACCGCUUCACAGUGGAAUCUUGCGAAGCGCUGCAUGUGGCUGCUGAAGAUCUUCUCACUCGGAUGUUCGAGGAAGCCUCUACGUGCGCAAUUCAUGCAAAGCGUGUCACUGUGAUGCCAGGCGAUAUCCGUUUGGUAAGAAAACUGCAACAUUGGUAG
Messenger RNA from Haemonchus placei, 1101 nucleotides. Lineage: Eukaryota; Metazoa; Nematoda; Chromadorea; Rhabditida; Trichostrongylidae. The record is from the annotation of a GenBank genome assembly.